Molecule: messenger RNA, 4221 nt
Organism: Austrofundulus limnaeus
Lineage: Eukaryota; Metazoa; Chordata; Actinopteri; Cyprinodontiformes; Rivulidae
Product: cytochrome P450 2K4
Exons: 9
Coding region: 73-1584 (503 amino acids)
Biological process (GO): xenobiotic metabolic process
Cellular component (GO): intracellular membrane-bounded organelle; cytoplasm
Molecular function (GO): oxidoreductase activity, acting on paired donors, with incorporation or reduction of molecular oxygen, reduced flavin or flavoprotein as one donor, and incorporation of one atom of oxygen; heme binding; iron ion binding
Source: RefSeq, a predicted model, not a curated record
ACUCCCCGUGUGUCGAGCCCACAACAGUCAGCGGCACGAACAGCCAUUUAUCUGUCAAGUCAGAGACUGAACAUGGAGCAUCUUGUUUCCCUACUCUUUUCCAGUCCCACCACAGUGAUAGGAGCUGUUUUCCUCUUCCUCGUCUUUUAUUUUGUCUCGACUGGAUCCAUCUCUGGGGACGGGAGGAAAGAACCUCCAGGACCCAGAGCGUUGCCUCUGCUUGGCAACCUGCUGCAACUUGAUCUCAACAGACCCUACAGAACUCUGUGUGACCUUUCCAAGACCUACGGAUCUGUAUUUACGGUUUACUUUGGGCCAAGAAAGGUGGUGGUCCUCGCUGGGUACAAGGCGGUCAAAGAGGCACUGGUCAGCUACGCAGAGGAGUUUGGAGAGCGAGAAGUUCCACCUAUAUUUAAGGAUAUAACCGGCGGUCAUGGAAUCCUGUUUUCAAACGGAGACUCGUGGAAAGAGAUGAGACGUUUUUCCCUCUCCACCCUCAGAGACUUUGGGAUGGGAAGAAGAGUGGCGGAAGAAACGACCUUGGAGGAGUGUGCCCAUUUGAUUCAAAUGUUUGAAAAUCAGAAAGGAAAACCAUUUGACACAGCUCGCCUACUAAAUUAUGCAACUUCCAACAUCAUCUCCUCUAUUGUGUACGGACGUCGAUUUGAAUAUAAUGACCCUCGAUUCAGGAACCUGGUGGAUCGAGCCAAUGAGUCCAUACGUAUUGCAGGCUCAGCACAAAUCCAGAUCUAUAACAUGUUUCCCUGGCUGGGCAGAUGGAUAAAAAACCAACAGGUGAUGGUAAAACAUGCUGAGAUGACAAUCAAAGAUUUAAAGGGUUUAGUGGAUCAGCUGAGAAACACAGUGAACCCUCAGACAUGCAGAAGUCUGGUGGACUGUUUUCUGAUUCGGAAGCAGAGAGAUGAGGAUGCUGGUGUUAAAGACACACACUUCCAUGAGGAGAACCUGAUGUACACAGUGUCCAACCUGUUUUCUGCUGGGACCGACACCACAGCCACGACACUGAGAUGGAGUUUGCUGCUAAUGGCCAAAUACCCACAUAUCCAAGACCAGGUCCAGGAGGAGCUGGACAGAGUGGUCGGAAGCCGUGACAUUUGGGCAGAAGAUCGUAAAAACCUCCCGUUCACUGAUGCUGUGAUCCACGAGACGCAGAGACUGGCGAGCAUCAUUCCCACGUCUAUUCCACACAAAACCAGCCGGGAUGUCACUUUCCAGGGAUACUUUAUCAAAAAAGACACGACUGUGUUUCCUCUCCUGACUUCUGUCCUGCACGAUGAGAGUGAAUGGGAGAACCCUCACACCUUCAACCCUUCUCAUUUCUUAGAUAAGGAGGGUAAAUUUCUCAGGAGAGAUGCCUUCCUGCCUUUUUCUGCCGGCCGCAGGGUGUGUCUCGGAGAGGGUUUAGCUAAGAUGGAGCUCUUCCUCUUCUUCUCCUCCCUCCUCCAGCGUUUUCGUUUCACCCCUCCGCCCGGAAUCUCAGAAGAUGAACUGGAUUUGACGCCAGCUGUUGGUUUCACCAUCCCUCCUUUGCCUCAUGAGCUGUGCGCUGUCAGUCGUCAGUGAGGAAGGAAGUGGGCUCUCUGAUAGCUUCCACAUCCUCAGCUAGUGAGCUGGGAGCAUAGGCAGGCACAGAUAUUAAUGCCAUCAUUUGCCAGCAGCACUGUUAUCGCAGAUAAGAUUAAUCAUUAGUUGGAUUUCUUUUUGUCAAGAGACCUCUACAGAUCUCACGUUUUUCUGCCACGCUUUUUUGACAUACCUUUGCAGAUUAUAACUCAGUGUAUCGGUGCACAAGUGUAUCGGAGACUAGAUUAAAGACCAACUCAAGAAGCUCAAAUGAAAAGUAAAACAUUUAAAUAUUUCGAAUAAUACGAAACAAAAGGCUGGAGUGGCAGCAAAAGAGGAGAGGAGAAUUGGACAGGGUAUGAAGCACAAUACCAUCCUGCAGGGAAGUGAGUCUGCAGGGGCUGAUCAGGAAACAGGAGGUUUAAUGGUAAUGGGGAACAGGUGUAGGUGAACGGUUGCUUAACGAAAAAGUACUGAAGAUGCCUGGAAAACACAGAGAGGCACAAGUAAGAAAGGCAAAGAAAAAAACAGAAACAUUAAAUAAACAAAACCUUAAAAUUUAUUUAAUGCAGGAAAAAGCAGGGGAAAUAAUGAACACAAAAGCUAAUUUAUAAUUCUUUAUGUAAAACAUGAAGAACCCUCAACAGCAAUAAAGAACAGUUUUGAUUCCUUUCACGUUGGCAAUGUGUCGUUUUCAAAAGUGAACACAAAGUUUUAGAUUUUCAUGCAGUUUCAUGCUCCUCAUGUUUCUGUUUGAGGUCAUUUUCAGUUAAGACAGGUUCGUGUUGAGCAAAAAUACUAAAGAAUCAAAUUCCAAAGUUCAACAACAUACCUUAGAGCAGCUAAACUGAAAUUCUGAACUAUUUGUACUUUUAGUCGUACCUCUAAAAAACAAAACCAGUUUUUCUUUAAGUGCAUGCAAAGUUAGGAUUGAAUUUCUGUUGCCCAGAUGGUGUUGAAAAGGGGGAGUGGCUGACUAAUCCCAGCUGGGAUUGUUCAGUGUUCCUGCUGCCAGUCAAACAUCAACAGUUGCUGCCAAACUGACCUCCUGUUUCUGUGGGAGAGUCUCGUCUAACAGAGACAGAACUGUGAAAUUCUAGUUGGUUACGUGAGAGGAGUUGGAUAAUACAAUAUGUUCCAAAGAAUGUCUUCAUUCAUUAAAAAACGAAUAGAAAAUAUCUUCAUGUCAUCGUGUCAAUGAAAGCAUUUACGUCUUUAAAAAAGACUUGUGGCAAAACGUAAAAACCAGUUGAAGGCAAAUUUACAACUUUGAAAUGGAGUGUGAAUCAAACUGUUUUAGGAAAAUAAUCUUAUGUUCCUUUUUCUAACUUUGUUUUUCUAUUUAAAAAAAAGAACAAAAAAUACUGUAUACAUCUACUUCUUGUUUCUCAGUUGGAUUUAUUGACUUUGACAUCUUUGACCCUCGAGAGCUGUUGUUGUUCCAAGAAGGGGUUCUCUGCACACUCAGUAGAUGUUUCUCAAACGUAAACACUGAUUGGCUAGUUGUAUUUGCUCUGUUUUUCGAAAAGAUUGGUUCUUCUUUUUCGUUUUUCUUUCACUUUUGACCUUAACUACUUUCACAUUAAUUUUUGCAGUCUAAACUGUUCGAAUCAAAUCGAAAUGUAUCAUUAAAAACAAACGUUUCUUUCUCCCUAUUUCUUAUCUAAAAAAAAUAAAAUAAAAAGAAAGUCAGCUCUUAUAUUGAAAUGUAACCCUGAGUGCGGAAGAUUAUUGCUGACUUUAUUCAAGAGCUUAUAUUUUCAACGUGAGAACAGGAGUAUAUGUCUUUGCUCUCAAAACUUUAUGUAUUUGUUCUCAAAACUUAAAAUGCUCACACUCAAAAACUCUGCUCUUUUUCAAAUUAUUAUCUAGCCUAUUUUUCAACAGUGGCUCAUUUCCAGAUAUGAUGAAAAUAGCUAAAGUAAUUCCAUUAUACAAAACUGGGAAUAAACAUCAUUUUACCAAUUACAGACCAGUUUCUUUGCUGCCACAAUUUUCAAAAAAUUUAGAGAAAUUAUUUAACAACAACUGGAAUCAUUCUUGGGAGAAUAUAAAUUGAUUAGUUAAAGUCAGUACAGCUUCAGGUCAGAACGAUCAAUUGUAUUAGCCAUAAUGGAAUCUAUAGAAGAAAUUAUAUCUGCUAUUGAUAAUAAGAAGCUUGUUGCAGGAGUAUUUCUAGAUAUAAAAAAGGCAUUUGAUACAAUAAAUCAUGAUAUAUUAAUAAAUAAACUAGAAAAAUGUGGGGUUAGAGGGACUAUUAAAUUGGAUAAAAAGUUACUUAAAAAUAGAAAUAAUGUACAUAUGGAAAAUGCUAUCUCUGAAUGUUUGGAUAUUGCUUGUGGGGUUCCUCAGGGUUCAGUAUUGGGGCCUAAAUUAUUCAUUAUACACAUAAAUGAUUUAUGUAAUAUGACAAAAAAUAUUAAAAAUUUUUAUUUGCAGAUGAAAAGAUGACACGAAUGUCUUUUUUGUUGGAGAUGAUAUGGAGCAGUUGCUUGGUGAUGUGACUGAAACUAUGGAUAAACUGAAAUUAUGGUUUGACAGGAAUAAGUUGUCCUUAAAUCUGACCAAAACAAAAAUAAUGCUAUUUGGGAAUAGUAAGUCAAAUAAAGAUAUCAAAAUAAAGAUAUAUGGUGUAAA